Messenger RNA from Panicum hallii, 1393 nucleotides. RefSeq names its product probable carboxylesterase 2. Bases 63 to 1202 code for a protein of 379 amino acids. NCBI's taxonomy places the organism in Eukaryota, Viridiplantae, Streptophyta, Magnoliopsida, Poales, Poaceae. The record is from RefSeq and is a predicted model, not a curated record. Gene Ontology annotation, molecular function: hydrolase activity. The transcript has a single exon.
AGGUGUGGGUUUGCGAAGCAGGUCUGCUAGGCCUGGAGUGCAAUAUAGUUUCUUACUUUCUUAUGAAGGGAGCUCUUUGCCGCAAGAUCGCUGCAAUUCCAUGCUGUGGUAGGACCGAGCGCCGGAUUUUCUCUACGCCAUGGAUUCCAGCGAUUUGGCCGGGUUCAGUAGCUAAUGGAAUUCAUCUUCCAUCCCGAAAAAAUCCAUCUCAUCUUUCGAAGCCUGCCACUGUCUGCACCAAGGCAACACCGACACCUUCCUCCAUGUCCAUGGAGCCCGCCGCAGACGAGGUGGUCGUCGAGUCCCCGGCGCACUUCCGCAUCUACAAGAGCGGCAGAAUCGAGCGCCUCAACCGGCCCCCGGUCCUCCCCGCCGGCCUCGACGAGGCCACUGGCGUCACCUCCAAGGACGUCGUCCUGGACGCCGGAACCGGCCUCUCAGCGCGCCUCUACCUCCCGAAGCUCCAGGAGCCGUCCCAGAAGCUCCCUGUCCUCGUCUACUUCCACGGCGGCGCGUUCCUGCUCGAGUCAGCCGACUCCGCCACGUACCACACCUACGUCAACCCCCUCGCGGCGGCGGCGGGCGUCCUCGUGGUGUCCGUGAGCUACCGCCUGGCGCCGGAGCACCCGCUCCCGGCGGCCUACGAGGACUCCUGGGUCGCGCUCCAGUGGGCGGCGUCGGCGGAGGACGAGUGGAUCGCCGAGCACGGCGACGUGGCGCGCCUCUUCCUCGCGGGCGACAGCGCCGGCGCCAACAUCGUGCACGACAUGCUGCUGAGGGCGUCCGGCAACGGCGGGCCGCGCAUCGAGGGCGCCAUCAUGCUCCACCCGUGGUUCGGCGGGAACACGCCCCUCGAGGGGGAGCCCGAGGCAGCUUCAGUGGCCACCGCUGGGCUCUGGACGUACGCGUGCCCGAGCGCUGUCGGCGGCGCCGACGACCCGAGGAUGAACCCGCUGGCGCCCGGCGCGCCGCCGCUGGAGAAGCUCGGGUGCGCGAGGAUGCUGGUGUGCGCCGGGAAGAAGGACACGCUCUACGUGCGGGACCGCGCGUACUACGAAGCCGUGGCGGCCAGCGCGUGGCCGGGGAACGUGGCGUGGCUCGAGUCCGAGGGGGAGGAGCACGUCUUCUUCCUUCCAAAGCCCGAGUGCGAGAACGCCAAGAAGCUCAUGGACUGCGUCGUGGCCUUCAUAGCCGGAGCCUGACUUGCUCUCCCUGCGCGCUCGCAGCAUUCGAGGAGGUUCGAGCCGCCAUUGAACUUGUGCUGGUUUUCUGAUUGAAUAAAUCGGUCUUGGGCCGGGUAUGAUGAUUUUUCUUGUUAGAUGUAUGUAGUACUGAACUUGUUGAAAGUUGAAACUGAACUUUUAAGCAAAUUGAAUUUUUAUUCAUUAUUCAA